Fraxinus pennsylvanica is the source of this 996-nucleotide messenger RNA. NCBI's taxonomy places the organism in Eukaryota, Viridiplantae, Streptophyta, Magnoliopsida, Lamiales, Oleaceae. The record is from the annotation of a GenBank genome assembly.
AUGUCUGGAGGAGAAGGUAAUGGAAAUGCCAUGUUUGCGGUUUUUGUUGAGGAAAAUCGCAUCCAAUACGAUACAAAUUCAUUGCCUCAGCUCCAGUUAUUUAGACAUGUUCCAAUUGAGUUUGGGGACAAUGCUACAAAUUGUAUUGGUAAUGACGAAGCACCAAUCGGAAAUUGCCCUAUUGAAAGAGUUAAGAAAGGGGAACCUGUUUGUAGGCAGCCGAAAGUUCACCUAUCGUUAAACAGCAAUUUUUGUCCGGUUGAAAUGGGCCAUACUGGAACCCUUUUGAAUGCUAAUCUUGUGUCAACUGGCAUUGGAUGUUCUUCCGAGAAAGAAGAACGCAUUUCCUCUGUUAUGUCUGCUAGUGAAAACAUGAAAAAUGUCCUUUUGUGUGCUCCUCUCAGCAAUAGUGUUGAAAUGGAGAUAGAUCGAUCGACAAAAGAAUUCGAUCAGUAUAUUCAACUUCAGGAAGAGGACAUCCGGAAGGGUGUAAAUGAACUAAGUCGAAGGCACACAGGUUCUUUACUCAGUGCCAUAGAGAAACAAAUCAACAGGAAAUUAAACCAGAAGGAGCUUGAAAUGGAAAACAUGAACCGCAAGAACAAGGAGUUAGGGGACAGAAUAAAGCAGGUUGCCGAGGAUGCUCAGAAGUGGCAUUACCAAGCAAAAUACAACGAAUCAAUUGUCAACAUCCUGAAAAGCAAUAUCCAACUACUCCUGGCGCAAGGCACUUCCCGAGCUCGGGAAGGUUCCGGAGAGAGCGAAGUAGACGAUGCAGUUUCUUGCACUAACCAUCGGGAAAUUGUCAGCGGUUCAGGAAAUGAAGUUCCAACUAAGCACCGGCUAAAAUGCCGAGGGUGCAAGGGUAAAGAAGUGUCUGUCUUGUUAUUUCCUUGUAGACAUUUGUGUCUGUGUAUAGAUUGUGAAGGUUUCAAUGACGUUUGUCCAAUUUGUAAGGUAGUGAAGACUGCAAGUGUUCAAGUAUACAUGUCAUGA